This is a messenger RNA of Aspergillus sclerotioniger CBS 115572, 1724 nucleotides long. Its product is annotated as oxalate/formate antiporter. Gene Ontology annotation, cellular component: fungal-type vacuole membrane. Bases 444 to 1724 code for a protein of 426 amino acids. Gene Ontology annotation, biological process: transmembrane transport. The transcript has 3 exons. Lineage: Eukaryota; Fungi; Ascomycota; Eurotiomycetes; Eurotiales; Aspergillaceae. Gene Ontology annotation, molecular function: transmembrane transporter activity. The record is from RefSeq and is a predicted model, not a curated record.
GUCUCAUUUGGAUAUACGUCAUCAGACCGAUCCUACCGAUCUGAAGGAUAUGCAUGUAUGCAUUGUCAUCUGGAGAAGGCUGCCUCAUGCCGGUGCAGUCAUGUCUCAAGAUGGGGCGAUCCUGCAAAGUAGGCAAAUGAACACAGCAGGUCGGGGUGACAUCUAAAAGGCCAGUCAGACCGGUCAAGCUGGUCUUAUACUCCGAAGACCUCUAGCCUUAUUGAGUGUUGUCGCCAGUAUGCAUGAGCCCUUGCAUUGAUUGGCGUCAAUACUCCUAAUGCCAGCACAGCAAUCACCGCCUCAUGACGCAUACUUUUUAAGCAGUCAUGUAUCUUAAGGCGAGUUCAACUUCACUCAGCCUUUGAAUAUAUGAAUCCAGAUUCGCGUUUCGAAUACACCAGUGUCCUACCCACACGGUAGUGCGGUUACGAGUCGAGUCGAAUAUGGACGCCGAGUUAUCCAGUUGUUAUACGACUUCUGAGGAGGCGACAGAACAAGAUGAAGCCAUAGACUAUCCUGAAGGAGGUCUCGAGGCAUGGCUGGUCGUCUUCGGGGCAUGGUGCGCUAUGGUUCCAGCUUUGGGCAUGAUGAACACCGUGGGGACUCUUCAUAUCUGGACCAGCACUCAUCAGCUCAAAGACUACCCGGAGUCAAGCUAUGGCUGGAUUUAUGGUGCAUAUGGUUUCUUCCUCUACUUUGCAGGGGCGCAAAUAGGACCGAUCCUGGACGCGUGGGGACCAACCUACAUUAUCACCCCCGGAUCUAUCGGAAUGAUUGUGGCGUUGGUAUGCUUCAGUGUCAGCAAUGUAGAAUACUACCAGAUCUUCCUCUCCUUCAGCGUCUUGGGCGGCUUAUCAGCAAGUGCCCUGUUCACCCCGGCAAUUGCAGCAAUUGGACACUGGUUCAAUGUCCGCCGAGCAUUCGUCACUGGCCUUGCUUGCACAGCUGGCGGACUGGGAGGUGUAGUAUUCCCUGCGAUCAUCUACUUCACGGCACCUAAGAUCGGAUUUGGAUGGACGAUCCGGAUCAUCGCACUCUUGAGCGCUGUUCUGUGUGUCAUCGCGUGUUUCUUGAUCAAGACCCGGCUACCACUCGGCAAGGAAACCGGGGGCAGUGCACUAGCAGAUUUCAGGGCAUUGAGUGACCCCAAGUAUGCCGUCACAACGAUCGCAAUCUUCCUGGUGGAGUUCGCUGUAUUUGUGCCCACCACAUAUCUCUCGGCAUAUGCAGUCCACGUCGGGUUAAGCAACACAGUAUCGUAUUUGCUGAUUGUAUUUCUGAACAUCGGAUUGAUUCCUGGGCGCCUGCUGCCCGGCCUAGCUGCUGACCGGUUAGGACGGUUCAACAUGAUGGUCCUCACCUCCUUGGUAUGCGCGAUCUUGACUCUUGCAUUAUGGUACAAGUCCGGAAGCAGCCUAGGCGCAAUUGUCUGCUAUGCUGUACUCUUUGGAUUCUGGAGCGGGACUGCGAUGAGCCUGUCCCCGGUCUGCAUCUCUCAGAUCUGCGCGACAGAAGACUAUGGAACUCGAACCGGCACGACGUACACCAUCGCCAGCAUCGGAGUGCUCACGGGGAUCCCGAUUGCCGGGGCGAUCCAGCAACGCGAUCACGACGAGUAUGGCGGGCUCAUUAUCUUCGCGGGGGUGCUGUAUCUUUCGGCCGCAGCCGCAUUUGCCGUGGCUCGAGGAAUUUGCAGGGGUUGGUCGUUAAAGACCAGGUUCUGA